Messenger RNA from Oncorhynchus nerka (sockeye salmon), 848 nucleotides. RefSeq lists its product as uncharacterized. The record is from RefSeq and is a predicted model, not a curated record. Lineage: Eukaryota; Metazoa; Chordata; Actinopteri; Salmoniformes; Salmonidae. The annotation marks the transcript as partial. The transcript has a single exon.
AUGAACUCCUACAAGGUGUCGACCCUCAACGCUCCCACACGUCGACCCUCAACGCCUCCCACACGUCGACCCUCAACGCCUCCCACACGCCGACCCCCACGCCUCCCACACGCUCGACCCCCACGCCCUCACACGUCGACCCCCACGCCCCACACGUCGACCCCUAACGACCCCCACACGUCGACCCCACGCCCCCACACGCCGAUCCCCAACGCCCCACACGCUCGACCUCCAACGCCCCCACACGCCGACCCCCAACGCCUCCACACGCCGACCCCCAACGCCCCCCACACGUCGACCCCCAACGCCUCCCACACGUCGACCCCCAACGCCUCUCCCACACGUCGACCCCAACGCUCCCACACGCCGACCCCCAACGCCUCCCACACGCCGACCCCCAACGCCUCCCACACGUCGACCCCAACGCUCCCACACGCCGACCCCAACGCUCCCACACGCCGACCCCCACGCCUCCCACACGUCGACCCCCACGCUCCCACACGUCGACCCCCACGCUCCCACACGCCGACCCCAACGCCUCCCACACGUCGACCCCCAACGCCUCCCACACGUCGACCCCCAACGCUCCCACACGUCGACCCCCCACGCUCCCACACGUCGACCCCCACGCUCCCCCCACGCUCCCGACCCCCCGCCCCACACGUCGACCCCCACCGCGUCGACCCCGACGCUCACACGUCUGACUCCCACGUCGACCCUCACACGCCGACCCCCGACGCUCCCACACGUCGACCCCCGACGCCUCCCACACGCCGACCCCGACGCCUCCCACACGUCGACCCCGACGCUCCCACACGUCCCUCCCACACGUCGACCCCGACGCCUCA